UGUUUUGAAAUUUCGCCGCGAUGCGUUCUCUUCACUAGGUCAGAAAUAAAUUAAAAUAUACUGCGGAAAGGACUGGUUUGGUGAUGUUGACUUCGGAACAACAGAUGUCAAGUGCAAUACCGACAUUAAAGCUAAUAAAUAAAAAGGGAAAAGCGUAAAAAAAAAUUUAAAAAAUUAAAAAAUACCUCUGCCUUUUUCAAACGAGUGCAAAGUGUUAAAGGUAUGGCAGCAAUUGAAGUGAAGUUCUAUAUUUAUGCAGUUCCAGCUCAUUGGAAAUUUAAAGUCUGAAAUAUUGAGUCAUCCCAAUAAAAAAAUUUAAAUAUCAGGAAGGAAACUAAUUACGUUUUGUACGGCACCGACUAGAGAAUCAAAAGAGACAAAGAAUAGCGUGCAUAUUUAAGGGACGUAGAAGCAGAACGACAUAUACUAUAACGUCCACACUUUCGAAAAAUCUUUUCUUUUCUUUUGUCACGUUAAUUUUAAAAUUGACACAUCCUGCAUGAUCUGGUAAUUUUGGAAAAUUUUCUGAAAUCCACUGCAAAGUUAUUGACAGCAGCAAUCAAUGUUACGUGAGGUGGAGCCGAAGGGGAAACUGGAAUGGGCACGUGACUGAAGCUGGAACCUUAUAUGACUGUUAAAGAUACAUUUCCUCUUCUUUGUAACUAUAAACAACAAAGCGCAUCGCAGAACAUGUGUAAAUGGAAACAAAGCCGCUGAGAUGGAAAAUACAUACGUUACAAAAAGUUGAAAUGGAUUUGAAUUGUGGUUACCGGUGGAAAAGGAGAUUAUUGUAAAUACAAACUGACAAGCAAAUGCUUUGAGCGCAUCUCUACUUGCAAUACAUUGCGGAUACGUAAUAACUGGUGGCCCUGCGGCCACCUCUCCGUAACAGACCUAUUACGAUCCGAUAAUUCGGUUUAUUACGCAUACGCAACGUGAAACGUCUGUCCACCAACGCAAUUAAGUAAAGCCCCGUCACACACAAGACAUUGCAAUUCGGCAAGUAAUUGAAUCGCUUUCAAUGGUAUGGUCCGCAAUUAUGGCGUCUACUUGUUCCCCCGAGGCCCGGAGAUUGGAUCGGAAACCGAAUCCUGUUUAUCAUGCACAGCGAUCUGUAACUUCGGUUGGUUGGUGCCAACCACCGCUGGACUGGCAAGAUUUUUAAUUAUGUUUGAGCAGCAGCUACCUGUGUCCACCCCCGCCACCAGACACCAACGAAACCAGGACGAGCACGAUGACGAAGGCACCGUCAAAAGCAGUCGCUGAACAACGCAUGGCGGCUUAGGAAGAGCCUGCUCCAAUGCCAGAAGUGUGGCCAAGACUGCGGAUCCCAGUUUGGCCAAGAACUCAGUUGGUGGCUGAGGAGGAGGAGGAGGAGAAAUUUUAAUCGCUGGCGGUGACGAAGGCACCCGCCAUUCCGAAUGAGAUGAGCUGUCGAACUCCCAUAUGAUGAGCUGAAGACUCCAUACAUCGCGGUUUAUGAGCUGACAACCUAAGGGUCGACCGCCCAAAGAAAAGGGCGUUAAAUUUUAAUUAUGGUCAUUGAAUUGGACGCAUCUUAAAUGUCUUCUUAUUGCGUGCACAAGUGUAAACUUUUGUUUAUUGAAAAAAAAAAACAAAUUGUUUUUCAGCAGCAUUUGAUGAAAAAAUGGGAAAUUAUUUGUAAACUAAUUUAAUAUGCAAACACUACCACGAACCACGAAAAGCAGACGAAAUUAGAGAAAUCCCUAUACAAAAUUGGUUAAUUAAAUAUAAGGGAAGGUGCCACGACCACAAUUUUUGGUAUCAUAUAAGAAAUACACUAACCCAGGACAAAACACAUAUUCACUCGACUAAAUGAUUGGCGUUCAGUUAUCUUUACUUUAAUUUACGUUUCAAUUUAGAUGGCCCUGAUGGAUUUCAAUAUUAUUAUUACGAUUUGCAGAAUGAUGAGCUACAUAUUUAUAUCGCCACCAUAGCCGAGAAGGGGGAAUAAUGGUGUGAAUGUUUUAACUCUUACUCUUACUCCUAUCCUUAGAUAAGAAAUGUUUUUGCAUAUCAACUUUCUUUCCAUCGCCAUUGUAUAUAAUUGUAUACAAUUGUAUAAUUGAGCCGCUGCUUACAAAGUUGUCUAGAAAAAAAUAAUAUUAGAUGUUUGUCGCGGAACGAAUUAACCCUCCAUCGAUAUUGCCGAUAAUUUGGAUCGAUAUCAUAAGGAAGUCACACUUAGUAUUUAUUGUAUGUAUUCUAAUGUAUGUCGUGUCUGGUCUUACCUUUAGAAAUAUUAAGCUUGGUGGGCAAAGUGAAUAUGACUUGCACUAUCCAAGAGAGAGGGAGAGUAUAUUGCGGUACGUAAAAUAAGAACAUUUAAACGAUUGUAAACCGAUUUACUUAUAGAACAAAACCUAGAUCAGACUACCAAUUCCACGACUGGAGAGGUGGCGACACUAAUGGAAAGGAUCGCAACCUUUGAAAAGGAACUAACCAAGUCAAGGGCAAAUGAAAGGGAAGCAGAGGCCGCAAGGAAACCCGAGCGUGAGCAAUUUAAAUGAAUUGCUGCCAGCAGUAAGCGGAGCAACGACACAGACAUUGAGUGAGAAUGUUCCCACCGGCAACCUGAAGUGACGCCAUCAUUAAAUGAACCAUUGCCCUCACAACUGAGUAGAAUUGUGCCGCCAGAAUUAAGUGCAAAUUUGGCGCCAGCGCAAGACAGCCAUUUUGUAUUUGUCACACGGAACAGCAACUAUGCAACGUAAACCUAACGCCGCCUUGUUACGUUACGGCCACAACGCAACCAGAACUAGGGUAUAUACAUAUAUCAACAAAGCAGCCUUAUGGUAACUGCGCCCGCAGCCGUGACUUACGGAACGGCACCGGCGAGUAUGGUAAAUUGAUGGACACCACGUAAACUGCCUGAUCCUCAGAGUUCGGAGGUCAGCUCGAGGAAUGGCCAAUAUUUCAGUGCGCGUUUGUGGAAACAACGCCAGCUUAUUAGUGUACAGCUGGAGAAUAAACAACGGAUAAUAAAGGCCUUAAAGGAUGAGGCCCGAGAAGCACUGAAGGCGCUGCUCAUCCACCCGAACAACGUGCAAGCAGUUAUGGAUCAACAGUUGCGCCGAGCAACUGAUCCGCAGCGAACUGGAGAGCGUGCGAGAUGUGCAAUGACGACUUUUCGGAUCCCUCCGAACUUGUUUUACGUGGCGUGUUCCACACUGAAGGGAUUACAACCACGACACCCUAUACACCCACAAGUGAGCAUAUGGUGCAUGUGUCUGGAUACGCCAGACAAGCGUCCCGGACUAGAAGCUAUAGCUGUGUACAUAGCGACCACCCCGGUAGCAAUUUGAGUACUUGCUUGCCGGGCAAGCACUCCCCCUUGCUGAGGAGCGAGAUCUACCUAAAAUCUCUACUGAUCCCUGGGUCACAGCACCCGAGUUUUGCGCCACCAGCACCGUAACUCAAACGUCGAACACGAAGGCUCUGCCCGCGAUAUGGGUACCAACCACAGCCACCACGAUACUCCCACCAGGGGGCCUACCUCAAUGUGCAGUCUUGGAUAGCUGCACAACCCGUGGUACCGAAAGAGAGGCUCGGUGGGCCUCCUCCUUUUGCCCCGACAAGCAUGGUUAGAGGAACCUAUCGCUAUAUUAGUCGCCUCUUACGACAAGCAAUAGCGGACUGUAGAAUUGACUGUGCAGUCAAUCUCUGGAUUGGGCAAGGCAUGCGGCUACGAAACAACCAUAUACGACAGUGCACUGUGGGGCGUUUGGCCUGUUUUUUUAUAUAAAAAAAUUAUAACUCCUAAACUAUGGGAGAUAUUUGGAUGCAUUUUUUUUAUGUGUUGCACAUGCCCCCAGGAAUAUUUUGGAAAAGUGGGCGUGUCCCAACUCCGGCCCAAUUUUUUUUUUUUUUAAUAUAUUUUUAAAGUUCAUUUUUAAUUUCCAUAUUGUUUAAAAAUUCAUAAUCGUCUUCCUCUUUACAAUGAAGAAUCAGUGUCAGGUUCUAAUUCGCAAGCUAAAAUUAGAAUGACUUCUAGUGGAAGAGAGCCGCUUAUGUUUUCGAACGCGCCUCUUUAAAUUUAUUGAUGAUCAUCUGCUUGCUGUCUUCGGCCACUCAAACUUUUUAAAUAAUAUGACGUUUUCGGGCGUCCAGCUAAUUUCCUUUCCUUUUUAUUAUUUUUUUUUCCUUCAGGAUAAGGAUUGGAUGUUCUUUUAACCACUUUGAAUAAACUUUCGAAAAUUCAUUUAUUUUUCGAUCGCAUUUUCUCCAAUUUCGCAAAAGAUUGACUGAAAACAUUCGUUAUUACUAUUAUUCGUUAAUCGUUCAUUAAAGUCUAGCUUGCUAUCAGAAAAAUGACCACUGAUAAAAGUGAAAAUAGCAUUUUCCUUUUGACGAACACCCUUUUGCUUUCGCCACACUUCCAGCAGGGCACCAUUGGCAAUCGAGAUGUUGUUCCCUAAAAAAUGAAAUUUGUCAAAAACCCGAAAAAAACGCACAUAGGGACUACCUGAUAUGAGUUCGGAGUUGAACACACUACAACAUGUAUAUAAACACUUACUGAACAAAUUUGAACAAAUUAUUGUAGCUCUAUUCAAAGUUGAAAUUUGUUUCAAACAACUACAUGUUGACACCACUUGCUAAAUGUACAAAAUAUUAAAAAGAGACGCACACAAUAAACAAUAUAUUAAUAGCAACACAUAAUAAAAACCUAAAGAUUGAUUAUCCAUUUCAAAUUAUACACAUCUUCUUCUUCUUUUUAUAUUUUAACACUUUGAAAGUUAAGCUAAAUUUUGACUCAAUGCAGCCACGUGGUAUAAGCUCGCAACAGCCGACUUUAACAGCUGUUAUAAUAACGGUGCACUGUUAAAUUAACUUUUGCGGGCUAUAACAAAACAGUUUAACGUAUUUCCAAUCUAUUAAUACUAAAAUACUUCAAAUUUGCAUACUUGUGAAAAACACAUUAUUGUAAAAAAAACAGGCCAAAUGCCCCAUAGUGCGCUGGACGUGUGCGGACAUUGCAGCUGACCGUUUUCGUGGAUUUUCGGGAUUCAACCGACUGGUAAGGACGACAGCAUGGGUCGUACGGUUUAUUCGACGGUGUCGGACUCACAUCGAAUGAAUGCGCGAGAUUCGUCGCAAUUACUAGAUAACGAACAUAAGGAGACUGCUACAGAAGUUGGUGACUAAAUGCAACGUCUGCAAGUUGCGGAUGGCGCGAUUGACGCAGCCUGAGAUAAGCCCUGCCGGAGAAUCGACUUGAGGCAAAUGGAUGGCCCAUUAAGUAUACUGGCCUCGAUUACUUCGGACCAUUGCAUGUGACAAUUGGGCGACGUACAAAGAAGAGAUGGGGGUUAUUCACAUGCCUAACAACCAAAGCAAUCCAUUGGGAGAUGGCCCAUGAUUUGUCAACAGAUUCAUGCAUUAUCUCUAUGAGAAAUUUCAUAUGCCGCCAUGGACCGGUGGUCAGAAUAAGAAGCGACAAUGGAAAGAACUUCGUCAGUAAAGAUCCAGGCGAGCUGUCGUCUAAAGGAAUAGAGUGGAUAUUCAACUGUCCAGCGAAGCCAGCUGAGGGUGGAGCAAGGGAACGAAUGGUCCAGUGUGUAAAGAAGGUGUAAGCGCACACAAUGAAGAAGCUCGCGCACAAGGAGCACGUGCUGGAGAACAUGCUGACCGAGGAAGAGAUCAUAGUGAAUUCUCGACCUCUCACAGACUUGCCAAUAUCAGCAGACCAGGAGGCCACUUUGACACCUAAAGAUCUACUGAAAGGUGUAUCCGAUGUACCAAGUCUUCCAGGAGACGACUGACCGGCUUCCAGGGCAUGUGCCACAAGAAAGCAAUGGCGGAUUGCUCGAAUGAUGAGGGCUCGGUUCUGGAAACGAUGGGCGCAUGAGUACCUGCCCACAAUCGUUCGCAGGGAGAAGAGGUGUCAGCGUGACCAGCAAAUGUGUCGCGGAGAUCUAGUAUACAUCUGCGAGCCACCCACACCACGCAGGGACUGGAAAAGAGGCAUCGCCGAGGAAGUGUUCAGCGGAGAAGAUGGUGUACCAAGACGAGCGGCUGUGAGGACUAGCGAUAGACCCAAGUUAAUACUGCGUCCCGCUUCGAGGGUCGGUGUGCCUCCAAUAAGAAGUUCACCAAUCAUGGACCGGUCACGAAUAAUGGCUAUUUAAAUUUCGUGCCGGAAAUUGCACUGUGGCUUGAAGCCGCAAGAAUUAAUUUUAAAGGCCGUGAAAGCGAUGUCCUUGCUUCCGGAAUACAAAAAAGGAUUAGUACUGGAUGAUACGAACUUACUUUUUUAAAUAAACAUUAAUUUAUUAUUUGAUUUGUCCAACUUAUUGCCUCUCGUUAUUCAUUUCGUAGCUGCAGCCCUGGUCUUACGUUAUGCGAUAUUUUGUUACGUUGUGAUAUAAUUACAUAUGAUACGUAAAAUGUGGCGCUUGAGUUCAGGGCAGAGUUGCCACACUACGCCCUAUUCAAACGAUAGUUAAAAAAGUUUUUGUAGGUAUUGAGAUACGUUAAAAAAUAAAUAUAAACCAUUUUGCUCUAUAGGACAUUUUACUCAUACACAUAUAUUUCAGAAAGAAUUAUUCAAUUAUGUAUUACCUUUUUAUACCAGUUACUCGCAUAGUAAAAGUGUGUACUAGAUUCGCUGAAAAGUAUGUAACAGGCAGGAGGAAGGAGCGUUUCCUAUUUAAAGUAUAUAUAUUCUUGAUCAGGAUGUCCGUCUGUCCGUAUGAACCUCUAGAUCUCAGGAACUAACUAACCGAAACAUCAUCAGCAAGGUUUUACAUAUGCGAAGCAAUCCCAACUCAGAUGAAUAAUUUGAAGAAAUGCUCUUUUAGAAAAGUAUAAAAGAACGAUUUGAGUUUUGGCUCUCACCGUUAAAUGCAUAUAUAUGAGGAUCUUAAAAUUUGCCAAAUUUGUUCUGAGGAAGCAAAAAAAAAAAACAGUUUUUAAUAAGCAUAAUUAAAAUUUAUUCAGUCUGAGUUUCGUCGUAAAAAGGGGCUUAUAGUGAAAAAUCUAACGACGGGAACCAGGCAGGAAAAUUGUUUAGUAAUCCAGAUUUGUCUGCUUUUUCUUCCUGGAUUUGUCUGCCUUGACAAAGAAUUAAUUUUCAGGAUCAACAGCACAUUUUAAAAACCAGAAAAAUUAGGAAACUGCCAAAGGACUUGUUCAAAAAUAUCCAUGCCUUUCCCCUUCUGUGCAAUAUUAAUUCACGCUCCUUCAAUUAUUAGAAAUUGUUUAGUGUCAAUCGGAUAACUUUUUGAAGAAGCUGCAGAAUACAGAGAUAAAGACAUAAAAAUGUUUAGGCUGAAGCAUACGAAAAUUUUUUUUAACAAACAUAGUAUAUUUUUAAGCUCCGCCCCCAACAGACAACUCCCAUGUUAGCAAAAGUCAAAACUCUUAAAAUCAACUAUAAGCCUACUAGAAUAAUUCACCAUAUCUAUACUCAUUUGAAUUUAUAAUAUUAUUAUUAUUAUUAAUUACGUUAUUUAACUUUUGUGCUUGAUAUAACCUAUAAGGAACAUUAAAUAUGAUUUUUUCUUGGAACGUUUCUUGCUGUUGCAAUACAUUGGUCUGAUGUGGGCAUACAUUUUUCCUACAUUCCUACUACUUUUAUUUGUAUUCUUUUAUAAUUUUAUUUGUAUAAGUAAACGAAAUAUUAUAACAUUUCCAUACAAAACAUUCAUGACCGAUCGCUCUUUGGCAGCUAUAUGAAAGAGUAGUCCGAUCUGACUAAUUUUUAUAUACGAUUUUUAUCACGCUAUUUAAAUAAACAUAUAAAUAAAUGAUACAUACGUGCCGAGCGAGUAGCCGCCAAAGACUCAAGUGAAAGUUUAUGGAAGAAAUAAAUCUAUCUAUUUAUAACUGAUUUGCCGUUAGUUUAGAGGGAUUUUCCAAAAAGUGUUGAAACCAAAGUUUCUUCUUGGAAGUUAUUUCAAAUUUGUUGUUGGCACUGGCAGGGAAAAUAGUGAAAUCAAAAAAAUAACAGAACGUUUUCAAAAUUGUGGGCGUGACUGCUUUUUGCGGCUUAUGCAUACCUAUAGAGACUAGCAAUCCAAACACAAAUUGAAAAAAUGUCAAAACAUGUUCGAAAUGAAUAGAAGUGGUAACGUAGGCGUCAUAGAAUCUGCAUGCCCAAUGUAGAAUUUCUUUUAUAGUUUUAUAGCUCAGAAGGACACCGAACCACUUCCUUUAUGACUAAUCUUGUAUACCCUUUUCUUCUACAAAGUAAUUUGUUAGCUAUCUUUGCUUUUGUGGUCAAAUAUUUUAAAUUAUCCGUCACUCCAAAACGAAGAACAAACUAAAAUAAAUAAGGCAAUACUCUCAGACAUGGGAGCCAGGAACAGUAAGCCGCAAACGGUGCAGAUUGAGAAUCCAACGGCAUUUGAGAUUACUCGGGAUGUGGUAGAUAGAAUAAAGCAUGCCACCGUCAUAAGUACUGAACUCGUAUCUACCACCUGUGAAGCGUGUAAGCAAAAAACAGUAAAAGAACCGUGUUCCGAUAUGCCUACUACGAUGGAACAUAAGCAGCAUAAUGAGCGCGCCUUGCAUCCUGUUCCGGUGGCCAAGUCCUGGAAGAAGCGUUCUCUGGAAGUCGAGGAAAAAGAGUUCGGAAAAUCCUUGAAAUUGGUUCAAGAACUAUUCGGUACGCCUGUAAAAUGGGCCAAGGACUGCGAGGGCGAGAUCGAAAAAUUCGAGGAAGAGCUGGUUUACUGCUAUCAACGGUUUCCAAACGAACCCCUUCAGUGCUCUAACUUGGCCAGACAGUAUCACCGAUUCGUAUUCGCCAAGCAGUAUGCCGAAUUAUCGAAAGCCAAGACGAGUACUUAAAGAUAGGCGAUCGACGAUCUCAAAAAUCCAUUUAAGGUUAAAAGCCAAAAAACAUGUAAGGUAUAUUCCUUAGGCUAGACGCUUGGCUAAUUUUUUGAAUUUUCGGUUUUGGGAAUUUUUAAUUAAAUGUAACGUGGUGAAACCUUU
This is a messenger RNA of Drosophila simulans, 8961 nucleotides long. RefSeq lists its product as uncharacterized. Bases 8314 to 8814 code for a protein of 166 amino acids. Lineage: Eukaryota; Metazoa; Arthropoda; Insecta; Diptera; Drosophilidae. The record is from RefSeq and is a predicted model, not a curated record. The transcript is spliced from 7 exons.